Molecule: messenger RNA, 1138 nt
Organism: Bursaphelenchus xylophilus (pine wood nematode)
Lineage: Eukaryota; Metazoa; Nematoda; Chromadorea; Rhabditida; Aphelenchoididae
Source: the annotation of a GenBank genome assembly
AUGAUCUUACAUUUAUUCCCACUUCUUUUCCUUGUCACCGUAACCCACUCGCGUCAUGUUUGCGAGAUCCGUGAGCGAUUCCAAGGAUGGUAUGCAGGAGACGUGGUGAAUGUCACUCUAAAAAUACGGUCCAGCACUCCCGCCGAGGUGGUGUUAAAGAGUAGCAAUGGGAGUGUGGGCCAUAGCGUUCCUCGAGUCCGGGUCCAUCUUCGCAGAGAUCAGGUUCGGAUUUACGGAGAUGACGGUAAGAGAAAACACUCUUAAACAAAAAAAUAUUUGACCCUCUGACGGUUGAGAUUUAUUUCAGAGUCAGAGCUGUACAAGAUCAUCCGAAAAAAGCCCGUUGAAGAUGUCUUUCUGAAGAUCCAGAUCUUCAACGACUCCCUGGGCGUCAAAAUUAAUCGAAAUGAUGUCAACAUAAUCCACAACGUCACGCCAUUCAAUAGUUUUCAAAGUAAGUAAGGUCGCCUGAUUCUAAAACCGCCGGGAUUUUGCAAUCGCAGAUUUUGCAUUUUAUUAAACUUUUAUACAAAAUUGGAGUUGCCCUGGAUUCUGACCCAGUUACUAACUCCUUUUAGAGUACAACCAUGGUUUCUUGAAUGUCCACUAUGACAUUGACUCCACUACCGUGUACAAUGUAGAUGUCGAUGAUCGCGAUCGUCUCGACAAGUCGCUGAUCCCGAAGUCAAUCGAUUUCAGCGAAGGUGGGCUUCUUAAUAAUAUAAUCCACCAAACUACCCACUUUUGACGAUAAUUUUCUAAAAAUCUUAUCUUAGGCCAAUGUCUGAACGUUACCUUCAAUUCCUCGAACUCUCUUAUCGCUUUGUUGGACGAGAACGACGACAUUCCCCUUCAAGUCAACAAUGCUUACGAUAAUAUCAGCGCUGUGUAUCGAAAAAUGGUCGGGGAAACCGAUAAUUUCGGUCUAGAAAAUUACGAUUACGGCCAAAGCUCCUGUAACCAAUUUCUCCUCGAGUACACGAGAAACGGGACGCUUGUAACUACUUGCAGCAGGACUGAUCUGAUCCCUCAUCCCGAGAAAGGACCGCCGAACUAUCGACGAUUGGCUAUUGGCUCAGGCUUCGCUAGCAUUUUCAUGAGUUACAAUGUGACGAAGGGACCUUGUAAUGCCGGAUAA